This is a messenger RNA of Pistacia vera, 2470 nucleotides long. RefSeq names its product O-fucosyltransferase 35-like. The transcript is spliced from 9 exons. Bases 269 to 2170 code for a protein of 633 amino acids. The record is from RefSeq and is a predicted model, not a curated record. Gene Ontology annotation, cellular component: Golgi apparatus; chloroplast; cytoplasm. Lineage: Eukaryota; Viridiplantae; Streptophyta; Magnoliopsida; Sapindales; Anacardiaceae.
CAAAGACAUUUAAUCAGAAAUAGUAAGUAAAGUUGGUUUACCUCUCAACAUUGUCUGUAAAUUCUGUAAACUAAAUCUCAAAUAUUCUUCUAACGUGAAACGCGGCUUUCAGACUUUUUGGGUUUUUGGAGGGAUAAGUUAUAAGAGCGUGCAAUCAGCAAAAAUCUCUAUCUUCUUUAAUCCGUUGAGUUGAGUUUGUUGAUGGCAAUCUCCGCAAAAUCCAAUUACUUGUUGUAACAACCAUAUAUAGUGCUAACACAUCACAAUCAUGGGUCAUCAUCACCAUCACAACACCACCGAUGGAGGAGUUUCUCAUCAGCGCGUCAACAGCCCGCGAUUCACGGGCUCAAUGACUCGGCGUGCUCACUCUUUCAAGCGCAAUACUAACAAUACUUUUAACAAUGUUAACGAGAUAAAUACUAACGCCAGUGGUUCUAGUUUUAGUACCCAUCAUGAAAUUGAUGUGCCAGUGAACUCACCCAGAUCUGAGAUUGGACCCAGCUCGGGUUCGUGUGAUACGUCUGAGUUUAAGCAGCAGGUUGGGAACCAUGUGAGCCAGAGAGUUCAUUUGAGGAGUUUGUUGAAGAGGCCGGUCGUGGGAUCUGUGGUUUUACAAUUGGGUUUCAGAGAAAAGAAGAAGCUUGGUCAUUGGAUGUUCUUGGUUUUUUGUGGGGUUUGUUUGUUUUUAGGUGUUUUCAAGAUUUGUGUUAAUGGCUGGUUUGGAUCUGCCAUUGAAAGAGCCGCCUCCAAUCAGGACUUACCUUACUCUUCCAUCAUUCAUUCAAAUGUAAUGGACCAAAGCUCUCACAAUUACCUAUCAGAGGAAGUAGGUAGUGAUGUUGAACGGACUCUGAAGAUGGUGGCAUCUGGUGUUGUUGGUAGCAACUCUGGUGCAGCCGAACAUUCAGGUAUCUGGUCCAAGCCUAACAGCGAGAAUUUCACCCAGUGCAUUGGCAAUCCGAAAAAUCACAAAAAGCUAGAUGCAAAGACAAAUGGCUACAUUCUCAUUAAUGCUAAUGGCGGCUUGAACCAGAUGAGAUUUGGGAUUUGUGAUAUGGUUGCCGUUGCUAAGAUAAUGAAGGCGACGCUUGUCCUUCCUAUGCUUGAUCAUACCUCUUACUGGGCUGAUGAGAGUGGCUUCAAAGAUCUGUUUGAUUGGAAACAUUUCAUCAAAACACUUGAGGGUGAUAUCCAUGUAGUUGAGACAUUACCACCUGCCUAUGCUUCUAUUGAGCCUUUCAAGAAAACACCGAUAUCUUGGUCUAAGGUUAGUUAUUACAAAACAGAGGUGCUCCCAUUGUUGAAGCAGCACAAAGUAAUCUAUUUUACCCAUACUGAUUCUCGGAUUGCCAACAAUGGAAUCCCAAGAUCCAUACAAAAGCUGAGGUGCCGUGUAAAUUAUAGGGCAUUAAAGUAUUCAGCCCCCAUAGAACAACUGGGAAAUACCUUGGUUUCUAGAAUGCAAGAAAAUGGGGGCCCAUAUCUUGCUCUUCAUUUGAGGUACGAAAAGGAUAUGCUUGCAUUUACGGGGUGCAGUCAUAAUUUGACAGUGGAAGAAGAUGAUGAGCUUCGUAGGAUGCGAUACGAAGUUAACCAUUGGAAGGAGAAGGAGAUUAAUGGAACAGAAAAAAGAUUGCUUGGCGGCUGCCCAUUGACCCCUAGAGAGACUUCACUUCUGCUCAGAGGGCUGGGUUUCCCAGCCAGCACCAGGAUUUAUUUGGUAGCUGGUGAAGCUUACGGGGAAGGAAGCAUGCAAUAUCUUAACGAUGCCUUUCCUAACAUAUACUCUCAUUCCACUCUCUGUACAGAAGAAGAAUUGAAUUCUUUUGAAAAUCACCAGAACAUGUUGGCUGGUUUAGACUAUGUAGUUGCGCUACAGAGUGAUGUAUUUCUAUAUACCUAUGAUGGAAAUAUGGCAAAGGCAGUUCAAGGUCAUAGGCGGUUUGAGAACUUCAAGAAGACUAUCAAUCCAGACAAGAUGAAUUUUGUCAAACUUGUUGAUGAAUAUGAUGAAGGAAAAAUUUCAUGGAAGAAAUUCAGUUCGAAAGUGAAAAAGCUACACAAAGACAGAGAUGGAGCUCCAUAUCUUAGGGAGGCUGGAGAGUUUCCGAAGCUGGAGGAGAGUUUUUAUGCGAAUCCAUUUCCAGGAUGUAUUUGCGAAACUACAUGAAAUAGAUAGGUGGUAAAAUGAAAGGAGAUUUGGAAAUGGAAUUAUAUGAUUUGAGUUGAAGUUGAAGCAAGAGAUGGGUAGGUGAGGUGGCAGUGCUUAAGGUAUAAUUUGUCUUCGGAGGAGGCAAAUUUUACAUAUCCAAAUUCAGCUUCAGGAGAGAUGAACGACUUACAUUAGUUGGGAAAAGAAAAAGAAGAAAAGCCAAUGGUAUAUAUAUCAUUUUCAAGGGAAUACACAGGUGAAAUGAAAUGUAGACAUCCAUGCCAUGAAUGAGAGAGAUCUCUAUUGAAUUUUAUUGAA